Ascochyta rabiei is the source of this 1848-nucleotide messenger RNA. RefSeq names its product Histone deacetylase. NCBI's taxonomy places the organism in Eukaryota, Fungi, Ascomycota, Dothideomycetes, Pleosporales, Didymellaceae. The coding region runs from base 1 to 1848 and encodes 615 amino acids. The transcript is spliced from 3 exons. The record is from RefSeq and is a predicted model, not a curated record. Gene Ontology annotation, molecular function: histone deacetylase activity.
AUGGAGGGCGCGCACAUGGAGCCCACCACUGGCUCCAACAGCCUCCUGGGCGGCACCGCGUCGCAGCCCAAGAAGGUCGCCUACUUCUACGAUUCGGACGUCGGCAACUACGCCUACGUCGCCGGCCAUCCCAUGAAGCCCCACCGCAUACGCAUGGCCCACAGCCUGAUUAUGAAUUACGGCCUGUACACCAAGAUGGAGAUCUACCGCGCAAAACCCGCCUCCAAGUACGAGAUGACGCAGUUCCACACGGACGAGUACAUCGACUUCCUCCACAAGGUCACCCCCGACAACAUGGACAGCUACGCUAAGGAGCAGAGCAAGUACAAUGUGGGAGACGACUGCCCCGUCUUCGACGGCCUCUUCGAGUUCUGCGGCAUCAGCGCCGGCGGCACCAUGGAGGGCGCCGCCCGCCUGAACAGAGGCAAGUGCGACGUCGCAGUCAAUUGGGCUGGCGGUCUGCAUCACGCAAAGAAGAGCGAGGCCAGUGGCUUCUGCUACGUCAAUGACAUCGUCCUGGGUAUCAUCGAGCUGCUCCGCUACAAGCAGCGCGUGCUCUACAUCGACAUCGACGUCCACCACGGUGACGGUGUCGAGGAGGCCUUCUACACCACCGACCGUGUCAUGACCGUCUCCUUCCACAAGUACGGCGAGUACUUCCCCGGCACCGGCGAGCUCCGCGACAUCGGCGUAGGCGCCGGCAAGAACUAUGCCGUCAACUUCCCCCUCCGCGACGGCAUCACAGACGACACCUACAAGAACAUCUUCGAGCCCGUCAUCGAGGCCGUCAUGACGUACUACGGCCCCGAGGCUAUUGUCCUCCAGUGCGGCGGUGACAGUCUGUCAGGAGACCGCCUGGGCUGCUUCAACCUGAGCAUGGCAGGCCACGCCAACUGCGUCAAGUACGUAAAGAGCUUCGGCGUGCCUGUCAUCGUGCUGGGCGGCGGCGGCUACACCAUGCGCAACGUUGCCCGAACCUGGGCCUACGAGACGGGAGAGCUGGUCGGAGAGAAAAUGUCCAAGCAGCUGCCCUUCAACGACUACUACGAAUACUUUGCCCCCGAUUACGAGCUCGACGUACGGCCUUCGAACAUGGAGAACGCCAACUCGCACGACUACCUGCACAAAAUCAAGUCGACCGUCAUCGACAACAUUCGACGAACGGGCAGGCCUUCCGUUGAGGCUUUCACAAACAUUCCAAACAACCCGCUGCUGCGCGCCGAAGACUCCGAUGCCGAAGACGCUGAAGACGACAUGGACACAGACAUGAACCCUGAUGUGCGCUCUACCCAACGCCAGCAGGAUCAGCGGAUCGAGGCCAACGGAGAGCUCUACGACGAGAGCGACGAUGAAGAGUACAAAAACAGCCUGGGAGUACGUGCCCAACCAGGCACAAAGAAACGACGACACAUUACAGACUUCCCAAACCCCAACGCGGCGGCACCGGAUGGUCUUGACGCCCUCAAAGCUCUGGACGACACCAACGGCGAUAGUGCCCUCUCCACAAGGCAGACUUCGCCGGCUGAGAGAUCGCAGACACGCACGCCUGCAAUAGCGGAGCAGAGCGCCGACGACGGUGAUGUCGACAUGGACGAAGCCGGUGCAACGACGGCUGCUGCUGUCACGUCGACCAGAUCACAGUCCCCCGCCGGCGUCGUCACCCCACCAGAGUCGCCCGCUGCAGCUACGGCACCCGCCGCUGCCGUCCCUGCGCCCGACGUCGAUAUGGCCGGUGCGGACGAAGACACAAAAGCAGACAUUGCUGGAGAGAAACAAAAAGGCGAAGCUGAGCGCGACUCUGAGAAUGUCAAGGGCGAGGUGCGGACAGAGGUUGCCAAGGACAGCUAG